This is a messenger RNA of Myxozyma melibiosi, 1710 nucleotides long. RefSeq names its product Alpha/Beta hydrolase protein. Lineage: Eukaryota; Fungi; Ascomycota; Lipomycetes; Lipomycetales; Lipomycetaceae. The record is from RefSeq and is a predicted model, not a curated record. The transcript is spliced from 3 exons. The coding region runs from base 83 to 1624 and encodes 513 amino acids. Gene Ontology annotation, molecular function: lipase activity.
CUCGAAGACAUCUCGACCGUUCCUCUGUCUUCUACUUCCUCAUCAACUAUAGACGAUACACAAUAGACAUAGACAGUACACAAUGUCCUCCGCAGUGGAACAGCCAGCUGCUGCUGAGUCUUCAGCUCAGACUCCAGCCGAGACUCAGACUCCCACUCACACUCCCACUCCAGCAUCGUCCACAUCCGCAACCGUCGAGAAGCAAGACAUCGUCCCUCCAACCGCACCCGCCCCGAAACUCAGCCUGUCCGACAAACUCUCGACCGCCAAACUAGGCGCCUACCUCGCCUACGAAGCCGCCAUGCACGCCGCCUACCUGCGCAACGCAAAACACGGCUGGGACCUGCGCACGCAUCUCUUUGUCUCCGCCGUGCGCCAGUUCAUGAACCCCGUCGGCAAGACGGUCGAGCAGAUCCAGGAACUGAGUCAGCGGGGCCUGCCGCUGAAUAACGACAAGAUCGAGAUAAUCGACUGCUGCAUCCCCGCGCCGACCGGCUCUGAUGCUGAGUUUGUCCUCGGAACGGUGGCGCAGGCGUGCUCAAAACUCGCGGCAGAGGCAGGCGUCAAUGAGCCUACGAUCGACGCGCCCUCGCUGGCUGACGUACGUGCGGAAUGGGUGAUCCACGGCCGCGAGAACAAGGAAGAUAAGUUUACUUGCGCAAAGGACGAUAUCGUCGUGAUCUACGCCCACGGCGGCGCACACUACAUGGGCUCCGCCUCCGCGCACCGGUUCAUGACUUCUAUGUUUGCCGAGUUUGCAAACGCCCGCGUGCUCUCGGUAGACUACCGCUUGGCACCGCAGUCACCGAUGCCAGCCUCAAUCACAGACUUCUUCGUCGCAUACAUGUACGUACUCGAAACCCUCAAGGUCCCCUGCACGCAGAUCUGUUUCGCAGGCGACUCCUCCGGUGGCGCCGUCAACCUCGCGACGCUGGCGACGAUUCUCUACGGGCAGAUGGCGGAGAAGCGGGUGCCGGUGCCGGCGGGGAUUGUCGCGAUAUCGCCGUUUGUGGAUAUGACGAGGUGUUUGCCGUCCGAGUCGUCAAAGGAGAUUGAGAAGUUUGAUUAUAUCCCCGGCUCGAAUUUCUAUCCGCAGAUUAAAAAGAGCGCGGUGUGGCCGGCAGAGAAUGGGCGAUACUGGCCUUACGCUGAGAAUAACGCAAUCACCCACCCGUUUGCGUCGCCCAUCAACACGCCCAGCUGGGCAGGCGCAUGCCCGAUCUUGAUCGUAGUCUCGGAAGAGCGUCUUCGAGACGCAGCAAUCCUAUUCGCCAAAUUCUACAAAGAGGCAGGAAACCCGACCUACCUCUACUACCACGAGAAACUCCCACACGUGUUCCACUUCCUGGGCAAAGACAACCCCUCUGUUUUCAAGAGCAUGACCGAGAUCGGAUCGUUUAUCCGCGAUGUAUCUGCUUCGCACUCCGAAGCGAAAGAAGAGGCGCCGCUGGAGAGUAAGUUUGUCAUGGUUGGACUCAAAGGGGACGAGUGCGCGCUUCCUGAACGUAGAGUGUCGGGGCUCACGCGUGCGGAAGUGGCGGAGAAGAUGGAGAAGCGCGUGGGCGAGUUGGACAACCUGCUCAAGUACGUAGUGAGAGAGCUGUAUCCGAAGGAGAAGAAGUAGGUGUUGUAAUAAUUAAUAUCAGGCAGUACUGAGAUGAGUGCGUCUCAUGUUUGUUGUAUCUUUCUAAUGCACUUUAAUAUCAAUUU